CGCCUCCGGAACCUGCGGCACUUAGAUCUGUCCUCAAACCAGAUCCGCCGGAUUGAGGGGCUGAGUUCCUUGGCUGGUCUGCGCACCCUGAGCUUAUCCUGUAACCUGCUGACGAAAGUGGAGGGACUGGAAAACCUCUUUAAUUUAACUAUACUGGAUUUGUCAUAUAAUCGCAUACAUGAUCUCUCUGGAUUGCAAUGCCUUCAUGGAUCCAGACAUAAGGUCAGUCAUAUUGACCUUCACAGCAACUGUGUAAACAGUAUGAAUCACUUACUUCAGUGCACAAAGGGGCUGCGCUGUUUGACGAGUCUGACACUGGCAAAAAAUGGAAAAGCCAAUCCAGUGUGUGACACAGCAGGUUACAGAGAAACUGUUCUUCAGGCGUUGCCCCAGCUAACGGCUCUAGAUGGAAGAAAUACUUCUGGUGAACCGGUGGACCCGGCAGAAGAAAACUGUUCAGCUUUGCAGUGUUCAGAAGAUGUUUUGGGCUGUUUGGUUUCAUCUGGGUGCCUCUCACCCAGAGAUCAGAGCCAUGUUACCUUACCGGUGGUGACACCGCGUAUCGACCAGGCGUUGGCUCUUUUCCGGCAGCGUGCAAGAACAGCAGCACAAGGUGCCAUCAGCUCCUCUACAGAGCUUGUCUCAUCUUCAGAACCAGAGAAGGCUGAACUUGAUAAAAUAUACAGUGAGAUGAGGAUCAAAAAAAUAGAAGAUCAAAUUUCGCAGAUACUGCAAAAGGUAUCUGAUACCUCAAGAAGAGAAGCUCCUUUGCAUGUUCUCAAAGCUAAGAGAGACACAGAUCCAACUUCUGAGAGUGAAAAUGACAGUGGGAAAGAGAACAACAGAAAGGUUGUGAAAAGAAGCAAGAUCCCUACUUACCAUAGAACUACGUCAUCUACUAGGUGUCAUACAAAUCAUCCUAAGAAGAAAAUAACUGACAGGUACCCCAACAGAGACUCUCAUCUCAAUUUGUCAUCAGAUACUCGAGACUUGAAAGUAGUGGGAAGAAAAGCUGAACUAUUAACUGGAAGACAGAGCAAUAUAGAAAAAGCAGAAGAAAUUAAUUCAAAUGCCACAGAGGAAUCAACAUACCGAGCACUAAUUCAAGAGCUGGAUCAGGAGAAAGAAAGGAGGUGGAAAGCAGAGCAAGCAGAGAAGAAAUUGACAGAGCACGUCAGAGAGCUACAGCAACGUGCAAAGGAAGAAAAGAAUGUUCAGAGUAUGGCUGUGUACACUACAGACAGAUUAAAGGAAUUGAUAUUGAAAGAGAGAGAUGCUAAAGCAAGACUGCAAGCAGAUGUCCAGCAGUUGAGAGGCGAAACUGAGAGACUUACUAAUGAGUUAAAUCAGGCAAGAAAUAAAGAAGCAGAACAUCAGAAAGCCAUGCAAGCUUUAGAAGAAACACUAUCCAAGAUGGAGACACAAAGGUUGCAGCAACGAACAUUAGAGAUGAAACAGGUGCAAGAAGCAGAGAUUAAAGCAUCAGCAAAUGAACGAGAAGUACAGUUACUUCGAAUAUCCUUUCGACAGCAGAAGGAGAAGGUAAAACAGCUGCAUGAACUGCUUAUAUUAAGAGAGCAAGAGCAAAGGAAAGAACUAGAAACCCGAGUUGCCUUAAAUGGACCUGAAUUUCAAGAUGCUUUGUCAAAAGAAGUGGCUAAAGAGGAGCAGAGGCAUGAACAGCGUGUUAAAGAAUUUCAGGAGAAAAUUAAUAUGUUAAACCAGAAGUACAAAGAGUUAGAAGACGAAUUUCGUUUAGCUUUAACUGUUGAAGCAAAAAGGUUUAAAGAGGUGAAAGGGGGUUUUGAAAAUGUUGCUGCUGAUCUAGUUGAACAUAAACAAGCCCUCUUUGAGUUGGAACAAAAAGAAAAAGAGAUGGCAAGUCUGAUCCAAGACCUGACAAGUAUAGUGAAAGAACAGAAAGCGAAGAUUGCAGAAUUGACAAAAUCAAAUGAAGAAGCUACAGCCAACCUAAAGCGUCAAACUGGACAACUUGAAACUGCCAUUGAGGAGGACAAACAGAAGUCUGUUCAAGUUGAACUUCUGAAAAAGGAAAAUGGAAAACUUAUUUCUCAGCUGACAGCCCAGGAAUCUGUGAUUGAUGGGUUAAAAAUGGAAAGAAAAAUAUGGGGGCAGGAGUUGGCACAACAAGGAGCUCAUCUUGCUCAAGAUCGGGGAAAACUGGAGGCAAAAAUUGAAGUUCUAAUGAAUGAGAUUGAGAUGUUAAAAAAGCAAAAGGAACAGGACACUGAUACUAUAAAAAUUAAAAACAAAAUAGUGGAUGAUCAGACAGAAACAAUUAGGAGACUGAAAGAGGGCUUACAAGAAAAAGAUAGACAAAUCAGAAAACAGCAUGAAGAAAAUUUGGAAGCUCAGAGACUUUUUAAAGGACAGUUGGAUGAAAAAGUGGCUGAAUCUGAAGAGCUAAUGGAAAAAUUAGAAAGGCAAAAUGAAAGAAAAGAAGAAUUAAAGCAACUGCUAGAAGAAAAAGAACUAGAACUUGAUGACAUUAAGAAUGCACACAGUGCACUGAAAAAGCAGUGGCAAGGUAAAGGAGAGCUAUUAAGCCAUCUGGAGGUGCAGGUUAAACAAAUGAAAGAGAGCUUUGAUAUCAAAGAGAAGCAGCUGAUUGAAGAGAAAAACAGAAGUCUUCAAACUCAGAGGUGA
This is a messenger RNA of Leptosomus discolor (cuckoo roller), 2667 nucleotides long. The record is from RefSeq and is a predicted model, not a curated record. NCBI's taxonomy places the organism in Eukaryota, Metazoa, Chordata, Aves, Leptosomiformes, Leptosomidae.